CAACGCUGUCCAUUUUUAUUCACAGUCUAUGGUUCUCAUCGUUCACUUAAAAGAGCCGUUCAAAAGACCGACUCGUUCGCGAACGUCACAUCUCUGAACGGUUGCCACAGAGCAAACUGAGACAGAAAAAAAAUGGCGGACCUCAGGAGAAUCUGUCCUGAGUUUGAGCCCUGCCGUGUCAACUAUUCGAGAAAAACGUCAUGUCAGGGGAAGCUUUUCAUCCUUCUUUGCUUUCUAAUCGUGGAUUCCGGAGGAGCUACGACACAUUGGGUUGUCACAGAGGAUGGAAAGAUUCAACAACAAGUUGACUCUCCAUUGAAUCUGAAGCAUCCACAUGAUGUUGUGAUAUUCAUGAGACAAGAGACUCGUGUUAACUACCUCAAGACACUUGAGAAGCAGCUUGUGGCACAGAAGAUUCAUAUAGAGGAAAAUGAAGACAGAGACACAGGGCUGGAGCAAAGACACUACAAGGAGGAUGCGGAUUGUGUUAUGGCUAAGGUACCCCUGGGAGACCUCGACCUGUAUGAUGGGACUUAUAUUUCCUUGGAAAGCAAAGACAUCAGCCCUGAGGACUUUGUGGAUUCCCGCUCAACCCUGCCCCCAGAUUUAGAAAAGCCAGACUGUUCAAAAGUGUUUGAACUACCUUAUAGUAUCCAUGCUUUCCAGCAUCUAAGGGGCGUGCAGGAGAGAGCUAACUUGACCUCUCCACUGCUUUCUAAGGAGGAUCCCAUUUUUGGUUCAUUGUCACAUAAACUGGGCCGUAGUGUUGAUGAAGUGGGCCAUCGCAUCCAUCAAGGGUUACUGAGGAACUCAUCAUCCUGGGUGCUGUACAACAUGGCAUCAUUUUACUGGCGUAUGAAGAAUGAGCCUCAGAGGGCAGUGGACUGCGUGGUGCGUGCUCUGCAUUUCUCCCCAAGGCAGCAAAAGGAUGUAGCCCUGGUCAACAUGGCCAACAUCCUGCACCGUGCCCACUUCUCAGCCGAUGCUGCUAUUCUUGCCCACGCUGCCCUGGACCUUACCUCAGAUCUGUUUACCAGCCACUACACCUUAGGCAACAUUUACGCUGUAAGCCAAACAGAAACUAUUACCUCACCACACUGCACUGUUCACACUUUACACUUGUUUGCAUUUGGUCAGGGCUUUUGUGACUGA
Notolabrus celidotus (New Zealand spotty) is the source of this 1152-nucleotide messenger RNA. It is a transcript of the gene ttc17, whose product is annotated as tetratricopeptide repeat domain 17. The record is from RefSeq and is a predicted model, not a curated record. Bases 133 to 1152 code for a protein of 339 amino acids. The transcript has 7 exons. Gene Ontology annotation, molecular function: protein binding. NCBI's taxonomy places the organism in Eukaryota, Metazoa, Chordata, Actinopteri, Labriformes, Labridae. Gene Ontology annotation, biological process: cilium organization; actin filament polymerization. Gene Ontology annotation, cellular component: cytoplasm; actin cytoskeleton.